Messenger RNA from Hemibagrus wyckioides, 1339 nucleotides. RefSeq names its product transmembrane protein 158. The coding region runs from base 311 to 976 and encodes 221 amino acids. The record is from RefSeq and is a predicted model, not a curated record. The transcript has a single exon. NCBI's taxonomy places the organism in Eukaryota, Metazoa, Chordata, Actinopteri, Siluriformes, Bagridae.
UUCUCUGAUUCGCGCUCCACACACACUCACUCACACACAUAUACUCCGAGUCCACCGCGCUGGAGUUGCCGUUGGAGGCUGGAGGAAACCGGAGGCGCGUUCAAAUGGGUUUGAUACAGAUGAUCUUACUGGUUUUGCACUCACGACACCCGCAAAAUCAACCGCAAAACUAACUCGUCUGAGAUGUGGCUCAAAUGUGACGUCUCUGCGUUUGUGCGCACCUGACCUUUCCUAAACUGUACAAGUUAAAUACUUUGCCUCGGCGCGCAGUCCGGAGCGUCAUGCCCUCGGAUUCAAGGCGCGCUCCAUCAUGCUGAGCCGCUCGGCCGCUCUCGUGCUCACUCUGAGCGCCGUGGCGGGUCUCGCACCGCGCUCGGGUGCCUGGAGCGAUGACAAGCUCGUGGCAGCGCCCAUCAACUCCACCAGCGGCUUUCUGGCCAGCUUGGAGGUGGGCUACUCGAAGAGAUCUGUGGCAGCAAGCGAGGAUGACGAUGCGUCGUCCAGGUGCAACGUGAGCGUGGAGAGGCUGCCGGCCAAGUUAGUGGCGCGCUGGGAUGGAGACCUGGGCUUGCGCUGCGACGUGCUCGUCUACACCACCAACAGCCACGGAAAGGCGUUUUUCUCAGCCGCCUUCAACCGCGCCGCGUCCCCCGUUUUCAUCGAGCACGUGGGCGUCGCGGGCGCGCAGCAGGAGUUCAGGCUGUGCAUCGGAUGCGGUCUUUCCCGAUUCAGGCGCUUCGGCCGAUCCAGACCGGACACGGCGGACAGCGUGCACUUCUGUUGCCUUGACUUCGCCUUGGAUGAACUCAAAGGGGACCGGAGCUGGAGGCUGAAUCGUAAACCUAUUGAAUCCACGCUCGUCGCCUGCUUCAUGACUCUGGUCAUAAUCAUAUGGAGCGUGGCUGCCCUCAUAUGGCCGGUGCCCAUCAUCGCGGGCUUCCUGCCCAACGGAAUGGAGCAACGGAGACCCAGAUGAACCAUUUUCUAAAGAAACCUACAGGCUUACUUACUUCACCGUGCGCCAAUGUAGUUAACUGGCAUAUAGGAUAUUUUGUCAGACAGUAACAUUAUGAUGUUUAAAAGUAAAAACGUCAUUUUAAAAUCUGUAAAAUGUGCAUAUUAGACUGAAUGUGGUUUUAUAAAUCUAUGAAUAGAGAAUAGGCCGAAGUAUUAGCCUAUGUUUUAUUUAGCUGUCUCUUAAAAUGUUUGUAUUGUUUUUAUCCUAUACGUUCUUUAUAUUAUUAAGAACAAGGCUGUAGAAACGUUUCCGGUAUUUGUUAUGGGGAUUUUUUUAGAAACAUUGUCCUCAUUGGCUUAACUGUAUUUAUAUUUGUACGAG